UACUGUGUAUUUGUACUCUUGUGCACGUUUAUUGACUGAAAAAGUAUUGUGUAGCCGGCUUGCGUUUUUAAGUUAUUUUUUAGGUUUUACGUUUCUUUUUUUCUCAAUAAAUAAAUUAGAAAUAAUCUUUCAAAAUGUCUCUCGUCAAAAUUACUUCUACUGAUGAGUACAAAAAUUUUAUCAAGUCAGAUGAUUUAUCAAUCAUUCAUUUCUAUGCACCAUGGGCAGAACAAUGUGUUCAAAUGAAUGAAGUACUUGAACAAUUAAUAAAAUUAGAUUCAUACAAAAAUGUCAAAUUUGCAAAUAUUGUUGCUGAAGAUCUACCUGAAAUCUCAUUGGAGUGUAAAAUAGAAGCUGUACCAACAACUUUAUUAUUUAAAAGUAAAAAAAUUGUUGGAAGAGUAGAUGGUGCUAAUCCUAGUGAAGUUAGAGAAAAAAUUGAUUCACAAAUAUCCAGUUCUAACAAACCAGAACCAGAAAAUCUUGAAAAAAAACUUGAGAAGUUAAUAAACAAAGCACAAUGCAUGUUGUUUAUGAAAGGAAAUAGAGAAAAUCCAAGGUGUGGAUUUUCAAGAACAAUGGUAGCUCUAUUAAAUGAACACAAAGCAGACUAUGAAACUUUUGACAUUUUAGAGGAUAAUGAAGUCAGGGAAGGUUUGAAAAAAUAUAGCAAUUGGCCAACAUAUCCACAACUUUACAUAAAAGGUGAGCUUAUUGGAGGUUUAGAUAUUAUUAAGGAAAUGAGUGAAUCAGGAGAAUUAGAUAGCAUGUUACCAAAAGACUCAGGAAACGUUGAAGAUAAGCUCAAAAAGCUGAUAAAUCAAGCCCCUUGCAUGUUAUUUAUGAAAGGAAGUAGAGAUGUACCACGUUGUGGAUUUUCAAAAACAAUAACAGCUAUACUCAAUGAACAUAAAGCAGAUUAUCAAACAUUUGAUAUAUUAGAAGACAAUGCUGUACGUGAAGGUCUCAAAAAAUAUAGUAAUUGGCCUACGUAUCCACAAUUGUACAUUAACGGUGAUUUAAUUGGUGGUUUAGAUAUCGUUCGAGAAAUGAAUGAGUCUGGUGAAUUGGAGAAUAUAUUGCCAAAAAAGGAAACAUAAAUUGUACUU
Molecule: messenger RNA, 1109 nt
Organism: Phymastichus coffea
Lineage: Eukaryota; Metazoa; Arthropoda; Insecta; Hymenoptera; Eulophidae
Gene: Grx3
Product: glutaredoxin-3
Exons: 2
Coding region: 135-1100 (321 amino acids)
Source: RefSeq, a predicted model, not a curated record